AUGCUUCAAAGUUUGGAACUUGAUGGUAAUAGACUAAAAGGAACCAUCCCACCAGAACUAUGUUAUCUUAGGAGUUUGUUUGAAUUAUUUUUAGAUGGUAAUGAUCUAUCUGGACACAUUCCUAGAUGCAUAGAUAAUAUGACUUCGCUAAGAUAUCUCUACUUAGGCUUCAAUCAAUUAACUUCUGUGAUUCCAUUGAGCUUGUGGAAGCUUACAAAUCUCUUGGAGGUUGACUUCUCAUCCAAUUCUCUAAGUGGCUCUUUUUCAUCUAUGAUUGAGAAAAUGAAAGUCUUGAGGAUAUUGAUUUUGUCAAGAAACCAACUAUCAGAUGAUAUCCCCAAAACAAUUAGUGGUCUCAAAUAUUUGACUAAUCUCUCCUUGGCAAUAAAUCGACUGCAAGGCUCAAUUCCUGUAUCUUUUGGUGAAAUGGUAAGCUUGGAGUUCUUGGAUCUUUCUGAUAACAAUUUAUCUGGAGAGAUUCCCAAGUCCAUAGAAGUUCUCCAUUACCUCAAAUAUCUAAAUCUCUCGUUCAAUAAACUACAAGGAGAAAUUCCUACAAGAGGACCAUUUCUAAACUUCUCAGCUGCAUCAUUUAUGUCAAACAAUGCACUUUGUGGUGCAACUCUAUUGAGAGAAAAAUGA
Messenger RNA from Carya illinoinensis, 642 nucleotides. Its product is annotated as receptor kinase-like protein Xa21. Gene Ontology annotation, molecular function: protein binding. The transcript has a single exon. NCBI's taxonomy places the organism in Eukaryota, Viridiplantae, Streptophyta, Magnoliopsida, Fagales, Juglandaceae. Bases 1 to 642 code for a protein of 213 amino acids. The record is from RefSeq and is a predicted model, not a curated record.